GUCAGAUAUCCCCGUACACACGGGCAGCUCCAAAACCCAAGCAGCAGCGCCAACUGAUACUUAAAUAAAGUUGUCUCCUUUUCUCUUCUUCAUCAACUUGAUCGACGCCACCCUCUUUUAUGGAAGGUGGCGCACGAUAAAGCUGUGAACCAGAGAAAACUUAAGUAAAGGCUCGAUUUCUGAUUGAAUUGAAAAAUGGGUCAGAAAUUGAGUUGCGGAGCAAGCUUAGAACAUGUAUUGUUCAAAGCAAUUCAAGUUGGUGAUAUUGAAACUGUUAAAUUCUUAUUAGAAAGAGAUCCAAGUCUACUGGAUCAAACUACUGUUUAUGAUCGACUGUCUGCACUUCAUAUUGCUUCUACUUAUGGUCAGAUCGAGGUUGUGGAAAUGAUAUUGGAUCAAUUAGUUAAUCCAGAUAUUGUUAAUCGUCAUAGACAGACACCACUUAUGUUAGCCGCAAUGCAUGGGAAAAUCUCUUGCGUGGAAAAGCUCUUAGAAGCUGGAGCUAAUAUUUUGAUGUUUGAUUCUGUAAGUGGAAGAACCUGUUUACAUUAUGCUGCUUAUUAUGGUCAUUCAGAUUGCUUACAAGCAAUUCUUUCAGCUGCCCAUUCUUCCCCUGUUUCAAUUUCAUGGGGUUUUGCGCGGUUUGUGAAUGUUAGAGACGAUAAUGGAGCGACCCCAUUACAUUUAGCCGCUCGUCAAAGACAUCCAGAUUGUGUUCAUAUUCUGUUAAAUAAUGGAGGUCUUGUCUGUGCUUUGACCAGUGGGAACAGGUGUCCAGGAAGAACGCCACUUCAUUUAGCAGCUCGAGGUGGUUCUUUGGAUUGUGUUCGAGAAUUGCUUGCUUGGGGAGCAGAUCGAAUUAAAAGAGAUGCAGCUGGGAGAAUUCCAUAUGCUGUAGCAUUGAAGUAUAAGCACGGAGCAUGUGCAGCACUGCUGAACCCUUCCUCGGCAGAGCCUUUGGUCUGGCCUUCUCCAUUGAAGUUUAUCAGUGAGCUGAAUCCAGAGGCUAAAGUCCUCUUAGAAGGGGCACUUAUGGAUGCUAACAAGGAGCGAGAGAAAAACAUUUUGAAGGGUACAUCGUACUCGGUUUCAUCCCCAUCAGCUUCUGAUACUGACGAUAAUGUCUAUGAGAUUAGCGACUCCGAGCUGUGCUGUAUCUGUUUUGAUCAGGUCUGCACUAUUGAGGUUCAGGACUGUGGCCACCAAAUGUGUGCACAUUGUACACUAGCCUUGUGCUGUCACAACAAGCCUAAUCCGACUAGUACAUCACAGUCCAUUCCAGUCUGCCCCUUUUGCAGAAGUAAUAUAGCAAAACUUGUGGUAGUUAAGAACAACAAGAUUGAAAGUGAUGCAGAUAUAGAUAUGGACUCCUUGAAAUUAAGGAAGCAAAGGAAAUCACUCAACUUGAGUGAGGAAAGCAGUAGUUUCAGGGGUAUAUCAGCUAUUGGUUCAUUUGGUAGGAUAGGUGGCCGAAAUUCAGGAAGGAUUGCAGCUGAUAACAAUUUGGUGGUUGAUAAACCCUGAAGAUUGACAAUUAUAUGUCUAUCGGAACCCGGAUUCUGGCGUUCAAGAAUGUAUAGUAGGAAAUCCCAUUUGCUUCUGUUGUAGAUUUCAAAGCAUUGAAGGAGCAAACUAGAGGAAGACAAUGAGAAAACAAAAUGGUUUGGAAGUUAUAAAUGAUCUCAGUUAAUGAAAUUUUACUGAUGUAAAAUGUAUGUAUCAGAUAGGUCAGGCUUGCGUUUACGGUUGAGAUUCUAUUUCGGAUUGAGUUUCGUCUGUCAACUACUGGUGGUAAUUCUUCGUAGAGAAAUCAUAGAAUUACAGUUAUUGAGUGAAGUUUUGUGAGCAUGAAUGUAAUGUUGGUUUUUAGUUUUAUAAAUUGAAUUGCUUGAUGCUUGUAAGACUUGAGAAAGUAAUAGAGAAAGUCUUUUUGGUAGACAAGAGGAAAAAA
Papaver somniferum (opium poppy) is the source of this 1951-nucleotide messenger RNA. RefSeq names its product putative E3 ubiquitin-protein ligase XBAT31. Gene Ontology annotation, molecular function: protein binding. Bases 196 to 1524 code for a protein of 442 amino acids. NCBI's taxonomy places the organism in Eukaryota, Viridiplantae, Streptophyta, Magnoliopsida, Ranunculales, Papaveraceae. The transcript is spliced from 7 exons. The record is from RefSeq and is a predicted model, not a curated record.